GCACGGGAAACUCCUGAGGGCCAAAACAUCCAUCAGCAUGGUAGCAGUUUGCUUUCAGUUUUGCAUUCAGUUCAACUGCCAGCUGCUUAUAAUUUAAUACAUGAUAAAAAGUCUAACUGGUGUGUUUUUUCUUCUUUUCUCUCGGUCUCUCUCAGGAUCCCCCAAGGUCCGAGUGGCUGUAGAUCCCAGAAAGCAGCAGCCAUGUUAGCCUGCCUACAGAGACGGCAGCAGAACCUCUCAUCUCAGCGUCUGGUCUGCACCCCCAAGAUCCUGGAUGCUCCGCAGCAGCAGCCCAGCACACGGCAAAGUGAGCUGGUCUCCAUGAAUGGCCCUCGGUAUCCUUCCCCUGCAGAGCUGGAUGCCUUUGCCCAGAAGACGGCCAGCAGCCCCCUGUCCAUCAAGAUCUUCCCAUCCAACAUCAGAGUGCCGCAGCACAAACAGCUGAACAGGACGGUCAACGGCCUGGACACCACAUGCACCCAGCACUACAGUCCCUACUCAGGAGGCUACCAGGGCCUACUGGGUGUUGUAAAGGCCUCCGUCUCCGUGGUCAAAGGCGUACUGAAAAACUCUGAGGGCAAGAGGACUAAACAUUCCCCUGCCCAAACUGCAGUGGCACCAUACAACCUUUUCUGUAACAACAGACACGGGCAGCAGAAGAGCUACCACAUGGGCUCCUGCAAGCCUCCUGACGGGCCCAAUGUGUCUGUACCCUCUAAUAUCAUUGGGGCUGUGUCAGUCAUUCCCACCCCGGUAGGGCAGACUCUGGCCCCUCAGCCGGAUCUGGAUGUCCAGAGCCUGCUGAGGCAGAUGAACAGACACACCCACAGCCAGGCCCUGCAGCACGGGGGAGGGGCCCAGCCAAGCCCUUCCCUUCAGGCUGUGGCUGCUGUAGCCUGCUCAGAUUCUGGCUUUACGCUGGGAGUAGCGCCCCAGAGCAGUCUGGCAUAUUCGGGGGCCGUGCUGCCCACCCAGAGUGCAGACAUGGCCAAGGCUGGCUACCUGGACAGAGUGGAUUAUAGCACAUGGCAGCACAAACAACAGCAGCAGCACUAUCAACAGGGGGCGCUAAGGAUAUACAACAAUGCUCGGAUGGGCAGCGGGGGAGGUGCCGUGGUCAGCCGCUCUCCAGAGACUUGUCUCCCUUUGGCCUGCUCGGCACAGCUCUCCUAUAGGCCUCAUCCCCUCAGUGCAGGCACUAACGGGGCAGGAGCAGGGAUAGGGCAGGACCGGGUUAGCUCCUCCCCUCUGAACUGUGCUGCCAUGCAUGGGGAGUUCUCUGUGGGCCAGUACUUCGCCCCUCCCUGGAACAGUGUUCUGGUCACUCCGGACAGCGACUGUUACAACCCUCAGGAGCUGGUGCCUGGCUCCUCUAUUGUCCGGCCCAGAGACAUGGGGCUCUCCCACCCUCAUCCAAACCAUCACCCCAACCGCCACCCCCACCCCCACCCUCACCCCCAGGCCUAUGCCACAGACCACAGCCUGGGCCUCUGUUUUGGGAUGCCCAGCACCAGCCUGUGCCACGCCUCUGUGCUGAGCAGCAGCCUGCAGUCUCUGGAGUGCCUGAUCAGUGAGAUCCACCCACCCUGCAUUAAGGAGCGCAUGCUGGGACGGGGCUAUGAGGCGGUGGGGAUGCCCCAGCUACUGGACCACAACCUACAGCACACCCACAUUCAGCUGCCUGUGUUCCGAUAAGACGGGACAUAUCCACACAGGGCAUACAGUGCCUUCGGAAACUAUUUAGACCCCUUGACUUUUUCCACAUUUUGUUACGUUACAGCCUUAUUCUAAAAUUGUUUUUUUUUAAAUAGCAACAUUUUAAAAAAAUGUUUCCAAAUGUAUAAAACUUUUAAAACAGAAAUAUCUUAUUUAUCUAAGUAUUCAGACCCUUUGGUAUGAGACACGAAAUUGAGCUCAGGUGCAUCCGGUUUCCAUUGAUCGUCCUUGAUGUUUCUACAACUUGAUUGUAGUGUAUUGUGGUAAAUCCACCCGUGGUAAAUUCAAUUGAUUUGGAAAGGCACACACCUGUCUAUAUAAGGUUGACAGGACAAGUCAGAGAAAAAAACAAGCCAUGAGGUCAAAGUAAUUGUCCGUAGAGUUCUGAGACAGGAUUGUGUUGAGGGAAGAGUACCAAAAAAUGCUUACAGCAUUGAAGGUCCCCAAGACCACAGUGGCCUCCUUUGUUCUUAAAUGGAAGAAGUCUGGAACCACCAAGACUCUUCCUAGAGCUGGCCGCCUGGCCAAACUGAGCAAUCGGGGGAGAAGGGCCUUGGUCAGGGAGGUGACCAAGAACCUGAUGGUCACUCUGACAGAGCUCUAGAGUUCUUCUAUGGAGAUGGGAAAACUUCCAGAAGGACAAUCAUCUCUGCAGCACUCCACCAAUCAGGCCUUUAUGGUAGAUUGGUUAGACGGAAGCCACUCCUCAGUAAAAGGUACAUGACAGCCAGCUUGGAGUUUACCAAAAUACACCUAAAGGACUCUCAGACCAUGAGAGACAAGAUUCUCUGGUUGAACUCUUGAAUACCAAGUGUCACGUUUGGAGGAAACCUGGCCCUAUCCCUAUAGUGAAGCAUGGUGGUGGCGGCAUCAUGCGGUGGAGAUGUUUUUCAGUGGCAGGGACUGGGAGACUGGACAGGAAAGAAGGAAAGAUGAACGGAGCAAAGUACAGAGAGAUCCUUGAUGAAAACCUGCUCCAGAGCACACAGCCAAAACAAUGCAGGAGUGGCUUCGGGACAAGUCUUUGAAUGUCCAUGAGUGGCCUGGACUUGAACCCGAUCGAACAUCUCUGGAGAGACCUGAAAAUAGCUGUGCAGCGACGCUCCCCAUCCAACCUGACAGAGCUUGAGAGGAUCUGCAGAGAAGAAUGGGAGAAACUCCCCAAAUACAGGUGUGCCAAGCUUUUAGCGUCAUACCCAAGAAGACUCAAAGCUGUAAUCGCUGACAAAGGAUGCAUGUCCAAUGUGUCGGAGAAACACUGUACACCUGGCGACCGUGUCAGAGUGCAUGCGCCCGUCCCGCCACAGGAGUUGUGAGAGCUCGAUGGGACAAGGACAUCCCUUCCUGCCAAACCCUCCCCUAACCCAGAUGACGCUGGGCUAAUUGUGCGUUGCCUCAUGGGUCUGCCGGUCUCGGCCGGCAGCGACAACCCUGUAUCGAACAAGGAUCUGUAGUAAGGCAGCUAGCACAGCAAUGCAGUGCCAUAGACCGCUGCGCCACUUGGGAGGCCCAUUUGCUAAACAUUAUAAAGAGCUGUUUUUGCUUUGUCAUUAUGGGGUAUUGUGUGUAGCUUGAUGAGGGGGAAACAACAAUUUAAUCAAUUUUAGAAUAAGGCUGUAACAACAAUGUGGAAAAAGGCAAGGGGUCUGAAUACUUUCUGAAAGCACUGUUUACUGUAUAACAGGAAAUAUACUGUAUAACAGGAACUCUAUGGAUGCAGCGUUUCAUUUUGAAGCGACCACCUCAGAAUGAGAAAUGUACAGUACCUUUUAUUUAGUGUGUAUGUGUGGGUUGUAUUGGUAGAGGGCUAUGUGGUUUGGAUGUGACCAAGUGUUUUAAACCUUUAAAGGGUAAUGAUAAUCAUGACCUAAAGGGUCAUCUCAUUUGACAUCUUAAUGUUUUCAUUUCGGAGGGUUUGUUAUCCAAUCAUAUCAGUUCACAUCUUCUGGAAGUUCCUCAGAAGAUUCCAGUGCUGUGCACUAUGUCAGAAUGGUGUUUUGGGGCCUAUUUUUCCAUUUUUAAACCAUUUCAAAAUGUUGUAAAUUCAAGUAUGGGGAAAAGGUGACGUGCGGGCAAUCCUCCUAUUGCCCUUUUACAAAGUGCCAAACUGGAACAUUUUAUACAUGGGGGAUACAAGGGCACAGCUCCAGGGCUCAAGACUGUCAUGCUUUAACCCUUAACACUUAAUUGACCAAUAAAGGUCACUGAUUAUAAUGCACUGCUGUAAGAAUGGAAAAGAAUAGGUUAUACAUGGGGAAAGGUGUCUGGGAUCUGUUAUUUUCAAAUAAACACUUGAAUAUUUUUUGUUGUUUUGUAUUUUUGUUUGGCAUAACCUGUGUUGGCUGCUAAUGGAGCAUAAUGUAUUUUAUAUAAUGAUUGACCUUGUUUUUGUAAAUUUUUUGUCUGAUCUUUGAUUGAUUACUGACUGUCUGUUGCUAGGCUGCAUGUCACAGGCCAGAUAUCUGCAAGCCAUUACCGUUAAUGUUUGAUCAUUUAAUUUAUUGGCAUGACAGAUAAUUAUGUUUUACCCAAAACAAACACAGACUUUGAGGACAGGAUGUGCCAGUUUGAUUAUCUCAUUUGUUCACAUCUUGCUAUUUUCUUAGCUUUUGUUGACAUUCAUCAUUCAUCCUUUAGGUCUGAAUGACAAAAAUACUACCUUUAAUCAUCAGGAGUCCCUCAGAGUUUCCCGGUGACAGGAGAACUGUGAAAGUAUGACUAUCAAAAUCCAUGGAAGACCAUUUGAUUUACAAAUUAGUCGAGUUCACUGGAUAGGUGUCCUGUUUUCACAAUCACUGGAGAACAGGCAUUCCUUAUACAGUCACUGCUUUUCUGUCAAUGUUUUCUUUCUAAAGAUUAGAUGCAUUUAUUUCAUUAGUGGUUUAUUUGAUGGCCUGAGAAGUCUGGCUAUAUAAAGAAUCUUUGUCAGCACUGUCUAAGAUAAUUGCUUUUUAUUUUCUUCAACCAGUUAGGAUUUAUGUUGGUGAACAACAUAAGUAACCGACUCAAUGACUAUGAAGUGCAAUUAUAAUAUUGAACAGUGAGGCCUCGACAAACAUGUUGAAAUUACAACAUUUACACGAGUACAUGUACGACCCCAGACUCCCAUACCCAAUCCCCUAUUCUUAAUUAAGAUUGUCAAAUAAAAAAUAUAAACCCA
Oncorhynchus nerka (sockeye salmon) is the source of this 4876-nucleotide messenger RNA. Its product is annotated as protein FAM222A-like. The coding region runs from base 202 to 1695 and encodes 497 amino acids. The transcript is spliced from 2 exons. The record is from RefSeq and is a predicted model, not a curated record. NCBI's taxonomy places the organism in Eukaryota, Metazoa, Chordata, Actinopteri, Salmoniformes, Salmonidae.